Messenger RNA from Cololabis saira (Pacific saury), 6569 nucleotides. RefSeq names its product dematin-like. The record is from RefSeq and is a predicted model, not a curated record. Lineage: Eukaryota; Metazoa; Chordata; Actinopteri; Beloniformes; Belonidae. Gene Ontology annotation, cellular component: plasma membrane; actin cytoskeleton. Gene Ontology annotation, molecular function: actin filament binding. Gene Ontology annotation, biological process: actin filament bundle assembly; cytoskeleton organization; lamellipodium assembly. The transcript has 17 exons. Bases 194 to 1438 code for a protein of 414 amino acids.
UCUCAGUCACACACACGGACAUGUGGAUCUGCAGAGCUGCAGAGCUGCAGAGCUGCACAGCGGGCCAGCUGAUCCGCGGCUGGAUGUUUAUGAUGUUUAUGAGCCGCUCCGACUCGGAAACGCGCAGGUUCUGAUCCAGAAAAUGGUGGAGAUGAUUCUGUCACGCUGAGGAACCGACCAAUCAGCAGCCAGGAUGAUGCCCAAGCAGCAGCCUCCCCCGACGUCACCAGGAAGUGUGUUGUCUCUCCGAGGGGGCGGAGUCCCAGGAUCCCCCGCCAUCGUCAUCACGGCCAGACUGGACGACGGCGUCGUCGGCUACAAAGAUCUGGCGGCUCUGCCGACGGAGAAAUCCAUCCUGGACAUCGAGAGACCGGAUCUGAUGAUCUACCAGCCGCAUUUCAGCUACAGCCCCCUGGAGAGGUCGAUGUCUCCUCGAUCCAUCUCUCCGUCUCCAGAGAACUCCUCCAAGGAGGCCCGGGAGUGGCUGGAGAACCGGUCUGCUGGAUGUUCCUCCCCGGGUUCCUCGGCCCAGAGCAGCAGAACCUCAGACACCCCCCCCACCGGGGCCCCCCCCACUGGGGCCCCCCCCACCGGGGCCCCCGGCCCCCCGUCGUCUGGAACCAGGACCAGCAUGCAUCACUUCCACACACCCGGAAACGGCAGCAACAUUUAUAAAAAGCCUCCCAUCUACAAACAAGACCCGUCCUCCUCCGUUCUUCUCCAGGGGAAACACAUCGAGGAAUUGAUCAUUGAAUCCUCCAAGUUUCCGGCAGCUCGACCUCCAGACCCGAACCAGCCGUCCCGGAUCGAGACCGAGUCCUGGCCCUGCCCGCCCUCGCUGGCUGUGAUCGAGAGGGAGUGGAGGAGGAGGAGUCGGCUGGACGAGGAAGAGGAGGAUGAGGAGGAUGAAGAGCUGUGGGGCCUGAAGACGCUUCACAACCAGCAGCUGAACCAGGUUCAGUCCAAUCUGGGUCGGAUCAUCUUGAAGGAGGAGAUUCAAACGUCUGCUCCUCUGAGGAGGAAAACCCGGUCCCUACCGGACCAGAACCAGAACCAGAACCCUGGCUCCAGGUUGGUUUAUUUCCCAGAAUCCUCCAGGAGCGACUAUUUCCCAGCAUCCUCCAGGAGCGGCCCGUCCAGCCUCCGGUCUGCAGAGUUCAGCUCAGAGAAAACUCCACCAGGGUUCCAGAACGGAUCCAGGAUGGACCGAGGAACGUCGCUGCCCAGCAUGCUGGACAACAAGAUCUUCCCGUAUGAGAAACUCGUCGUCUCCCGCCGAGGUCGCGCUAGACUCCCCCCCGAGGUGGACCGGACCAGACUGGAGAAACAUCUCUCCCAGGAGGAAUUCUUCAGAGUUUUUGGAAUGUCCUCCGAGGACUUUGACCGUCUCUCUCUGUGGAAGAAGAACAACCUGAAGAAGAAGGUCUGUCUCUUCUGACGUCGCCGCGGCAACCACGACAACCACGACAACCCACAAUCCCCUGCUGCGACCACAUUACCCACAAUCCCCCGCUGGAGUGGCCGGCGGGCUGCAGACUCCUCCACCAUCUUCCCACUCGUCACACGUUUCCAUCGUCUGGUUCAACGUCCAGAAACUGCAGGAAUCUUCAUCUCCACGAACUCGGAACUAGAGAACCAGCAGAAAAGAAACGUUCCUGUUGGAUCUCAGGGGUUUCUGAGGAUCCUGGAGGAUCCUGGAUCUACAAGGUCCCAGAACCUUCUCAUUGGCUCUGCCAGCUAUGAUGUCAUAGUGGAGGCGUGUCCUCCACAGAACUGAGGAGAAAAACAAGGAUGAGUUUGAUUGCAGCCCUGCAGGAUAAACGUGUGGAGAUGAUCUGAUGGAGGGCUUCCUGGUUCUGGUUUCACCCCCCAGGGGCUCAGAUCUGGUCCACUCUAGACCUGGUUCUGGAUCCAGAUCCAGAUCCAGGUUCAGGUUCAGAUCUGCUCCACACAACCUGGUCCUUAAACUAAUGAAGAUUCAAACAUCUCAGUCCCACCAGAACCCGGUUCCUCCUCGGUUCUGCCAUCAAACUGUUUCUCCUGUUUUUCUCUGCAGUUUAAUAAAAGCCUAUUCGGCGACACAAACUCACCCAAACGCACUUUUGAGAUGUUUGCAGUGUAGAAACUCACCUGUGAGAUGUUUGCAGUGUAGAAACUCACCUGUGAGAUGUUUGCAGUGUAGAAACUCACCUGUGAGAUGUUUGCAGUGUAGAAUAGUGACGAUAAACGCAGUCUUCACGCACCUCCAGGACCUCCAGGACCUCCAGGUCCUCCAGGACCUUCAGGUCCUCCGGUGAAGGACAACAUGACCUACAAAGUAGGACAUGAACGCCGUCCGUUCAACAUCUCCUUCCAUGCUGGAGACGUUUAUUGUGGACCUUGGAGACGUUUGGUUCCAACGUUGGAGAUGUUUGGUGACCGUUCCAACGUUGGAGAUGUUUGGUUCCAACGUUGGAGAUGUUUGGUGACCGUUCCAACGUUGGAGAUGUUUGGUACCAACGAUGGAGACGUUUGGUUCCAACGUUGGAGACGUUUGGUUCCAACGUUGGAGACGUUUGGUUCCAACGUUGGAGACGUUUGGUUCCAACAUUGGAGAUGUUUGGUGACCGUUCCAACGUUGGAGAUGUUUGGUACCAACGUUGGAGAUGUUUGGUACCAACGUUGGAGACGUUUGGUAUCAACGUUGGAGAUGUUUGGUGACCGUUCCAACGUUGAAGAUGUUUGGUACCAACGUUGGAGAUGUUUGGUACCAACGUUGGAGAUGUUUGGUACCAACGUUGGAGACGUUUGGUUCCAACGUUGGAGACAUUUGGUUCCAACGUUGGAGAUGUUUGGUGACCGUUCCAACGUUGGAGAUGUUUGGUUCCAACGUUGGAGAUGUUUGGUUCCAACGUUGGAGACGUUUGGUGACCGUUUCCAACGUUGGAGACGUUUGGUUCCAACGUUGGAGACGUUUGGUUCCAACGUUGGAGACGUUUGGUGACCGUUUCCAACGUUGGAGAUGUUUGGUUCCAACGUUGGAGAUGUUUGGUUCCAACGUUGGACACGUUUGGUUCCAACGUUGGAGACGUUUGGUUCCAACGUUGCAGACGUUUGGUUCCAACGUUGGAGACGUUUGGUUCCAACGUUGGAGACGUUUGGUGACCGUUUCCAACGUUGGAGACGUUUGGUUCCACCGUUGGAGAUGUUUGGUUCCAACGUUGGAGAUAUUUGGUUCCAACAUUGGAGACAUUUGGUUCCAACGUUGGAGAUGUUUGGUUCCAACGUUGGAGACGUUUGGUGACCGUUCCAACGUUGGAGACAUUUGGUUCCAACGUUGAAGACGUUUGGUUCCAACGUUGGAGACGUUUGGUUCCAACGUUGGAGACGUUUGGUGACCGUUUCCAACGUUGGAGAUGUUUGGUUCCAACGUUGGAGAUGUUUGGUUCCAACGUUGGACACGUUUGGUUCCAACGUUGGAGACGUUUGGUUCCAACGUUGCAGACGUUUGGUUCCAACGUUGGAGACGUUUGGUUCCAACGUUGGAGACGUUUGGUGACCGUUUCCAACGUUGGAGACGUUUGGUUCCACCGUUGGAGAUGUUUGGUUCCAACGUUGGAGAUAUUUGGUUCCAACAUUGGAGACAUUUGGUUCCAACGUUGGAGAUGUUUGGUUCCAACGUUGGAGACGUUUGGUGACCGUUCCAACGUUGGAGACAUUUGGUUCCAACGUUGGAGACGUUUGGUUCCAACGUUGGAGACGUUUGGUUCCAACGUUGGAGACAUUUGGUUCCAACGUUGGAGAUGUUUAGUUCCAACGUUGGAGAUGUUUGGUUCCAACGUUGGAGACGUUUGGUUCCAACGUUGGAGACGUUUGGUUCAUACGUUGGAGACGUUUGGUUCCAACGUUGGAGACGUUUGGUUCCAACGUUGGAGACGUUUGGUUCAUACGUUGGAGACGUUUGGUUCCAACGUUGGAGACGUUUGGUUCAUACGUUGGAGACGUUUGGUUCCAACGUUGGAGACAUUUGGUUCCAACGUUGGAGAUGUUUAGUUCCAACGUUGGAGAUGUUUGGUUCCAACGUUGGAGACGUUUGGUGACCGUUUCCAACGUUGGAGAUGUUUGAUUCCAACGUUGGAGAAGUUUGGUUCCAACGUUGGAGAUGUUUGGUGACCGUUUCCAACGUUAGAGACGUUUGGUUCCAACGUUGGAGACGUUUGGUUCCAACGUUGGAGAUGUUUGGUUCCAACGUUGGAGAUGUUUGGUUCCAACGUUGGAGACGUUUGGUUCCAACGUUGGAGAUGUUUGGUUCCAACGUUGGAGACGUUUGGUUCCAACGUUGGAGAUGUUUGGUGACCGUUUCCAACGUUGGAGAUGUUUGGAGAUGUCGGAAAUCGGCUUGCGUUGCUUUGUGACCAAAUAAUGUGCAGCUAUUUUUAACCUCGUAGAGAAGUUUCAGAGUCUACAACUCAGACGAGCACAAGUAUAAAGAAGAAAAGGACGUUGCUGAGUUUGAAACCACAGAGGAAUGAUGGGAAACGGCUGGAUGUUUUCCGUCAUGAACUCUUCAGUACCAACAUGGCAGUGAAUUGUCAGUUAAUUGUCAGUGAAUUGUCAGUUAAUUGCCAGUAAUCCACCAGCUGCUAACAGCUAAACCACAGUAACUCGCACCUUUAGAUCCUCCCAGCGUCUCCGGCGUCGGCUGGACCGGGUUUACUGGUGACACCAGCACGAUGUCAAAAUCAUAAAGAUUAAAUCACCAUUUGUUUGCUGUGGUUUUUGAAAACCUUAUGUCCAUAACUAACAUGCCAAAUAUCAAAAACUGGUCACCAAGUGCAGGAUUUCCAUGAAUUCCCUCCCAGCUAUAAAUUUAAAUCAGUUAAAUGAUAAAGUAACUGCUAGAACUGUUACUGUUACAUUUAAUUACACUAAAUCUUUAUUUGGACGAGGUUUAACUGCCUGACUUUUCAGUCCUGAACCUUUAAUCACCUUUAAUCCCGAGUUCAGCCGUUCACCUGAGCUUUAACUCACCACUCCACUUCCUGGUCCCUGGACUACCAAAAUAAAAGCCUGGAGAUGAAGCUGGAGGAAAGUUGGUGAAUAAUAAGCAUUGGAGGAAAGUUGGUGGAUAAUAAACAUUGGAGGAAAGUUGGUGAAUAAUAAGCAUUGGUCACUUUACUAAGAGUUUUUCUUUUGUUGAGAAGAGUCCCGCUUUGAUCUGAUUGGUUCUUUAGUUAGAAACUUGCUGGGAUUUAAGACACAAAAGAUUGUUUCAUGUUUGUAUUUUUUACGUUUUUGAUGUGUUUUAUUCUGUUUUAGUUUGAUUAUUUUAACACAACAGGAAACUUCGACCAAUGAGACGGUCAAACUGCUUUUACAUGAGAUUAAAGGAACAUUUAUUCUGGUUUGUUUGCAGAAAGUGUAAUUUUAUUAAACAUUUCCACCAAACUCCAGUGACCCUUCAGUACAAUCUUACCAGGAAUAUUUGUCCUUUUUCUAGUUAAAAUGUCUCAUUUUUAGUCAAAAAAAUCUCAUUACACUUAAAACGGAUUUGCCAGUGGAACAAGAUUUAUCUUCUUAUUACAAGCAAAAAAAUCUUGUCCCACUGUCAGAUUUUUCUACUUAUUUUAAGUGAAAAUUUACCUGAAACAGGUGAAAAUAGUUUUUUUUUAGGUAAAAAAUAUAUUUAAUUAUUUCAGUAUUUAAUUCAUUAUUUCAUUUUGACGAGUGAAACUGACAGUUGACAUUUCAUGAUUCACACGCGACGAAAUAAUUAAUUAAAUGUGUCAUUAAUUAAUUAAAUAUUGAAAUAAUUGAAUAUAUUUUUUUACUUAAAAUGAAUUGUAUUUUAAUUCAUUAAUUACAUAUUUCAUUCCAAUUUUAAUUAAUUAAUGACACAUUUAAUGAAUGAAUGAUAUAUUUAAUUCCCAUUUUAAUGAAUUAAUGAUGUAUUUAUUUAUUUAAUUUUGGCACUAAAAAUCCUCCAGCUGGAAAUGCUGCCACACUUUUCACAUUUUCUGCCUUUUCUUUUAGUAAAAAUCAAACAUAUCCGUCUCUUCUUCUUUCCGUGCGCGGCGUCAGUGCGUUGACGCAUUAAACAUAGUCCGGGAGAAAUAACAGAUUUGAGCUGGAAAACUAAAUGAUUCCUGGAGCCAGAGAACAUUCCUCCAUUUUUUGUAAUCGAAUUACUCCAAUUAUUCGAAGAAUCGUCAAAAUUGUACUUCAACAUUAAUCUCCACAAUUCAACUUUUUUCUCGACAUUCCAACUUUUUUCUCAAAAUUGUACUUCUGUACAACUAACUUGUACUGGAAGUUAGUUGUUGAAGGAAGAAUCGGCAUUAAUGCCGUAUUAAAUUGAUUUGAAUGAAUGAGUUGAAGUGGAACAGAUCUGUGUUUUUAUCUGGCGUUAUUUUGCUGUGUAGUUCCGUCCUCCCGCCAGCAGGGGGAGCUGCUCUACUGGUUGAAGUUUCCUGUUGUUCUUGAACCUCUAACAUCAGUUUUUAUGUUUUUCUGCUGGAUUGUUGUUGCUGUAACAGAUGAAUGGAGAAGAAGAGCCAGGAGUUACAAUAAAAACAUUUCUAUUCACUUUA